UUGCACCCCGCGACGCAGGGCGCGCAGCACUCUUGCGGAAGUGGUGUGAGGGGAAUGUCGGGCCGUGAAUGAUCGCUUUUUGAAGCAGCUCCGGACAUCAGCGUUAUGGCACAACAGAAGAAUCUCGAGGGAUAUGUUGGCUUUGCAAGCCUUCCCAACCAAGUCUACAGAAAGUCUGUGAAACGGGGUUUCGAGUUCACACUAAUGGUUGUGGGUGAGUCGGGAUUGGGCAAGUCCACAUUGAUUAAUUCCUUGUUCCUCACGGGACUGUACUCCACGGAGCACACGGGUCCUUCACAUAGAGUCAAGAAGACCGUGCAGGUGGAGCAGUCCAAAGUGCUGAUGAAGGAGGGCGGAGUUCAGCUCUUGCUCACCAUGGUGGACACGCCAGGGUUCGGAGACGCCGUAGACAACAGUAACUGCUGGCAGCCAGUCAUCGAUCACAUUGACAGCAAGUUUGAGGACUACCUGAAUGCAGAGUCACGCGUCAACAGGCGGCAAAUGCCCGACAACAGAGUUCACUGCUGCCUGUACUUCAUCGCGCCCUCAGGACACGGCCUGAAGCCGCUGGACAUCGAGUUCAUGAAACGGCUGCAUGAGAAGGUCAACAUCAUCCCACUGAUUGCCAAAGCAGACACACUUACUCCUGAAGAGUGCCAGCAGUUCAAGAAACAGAUCAUGCGGGAAAUCCAGGAGCACAAAAUCAAAAUCUACGAGUUUCCAGAGACUGAUGACGAAGAGGAGAACAAGCUCGUCAAGAAGAUCAAAGACCGGCUGCCGCUGGCUGUGGUUGGUAGCAACACCAUCAUCGAAGUGAAUGGGAAGAAGAUCCGAGGAAGGCAGUACCCAUGGGGGGUAGCAGAGGUUGAAAAUGGAGACCACUGUGACUUCACAAUUCUACGGAACAUGCUCAUCAGGACCCACAUGCAAGACCUGAAGGACGUUACGAAUAAUGUCCACUAUGAGAACUACAGGAGCAGGAAGUUAGCUGCUGUUACCUGCAAUGGCAUGGACAAUAACAAGAAUAAAGGCCAGCUCACCAAAGUUGACUCAGUCGAAGGCAUGAGCCCCCUGGCCCAGAUGGAGGAGGAGAGGCGAGAACAUGUGGCCAAGAUGAAGAAGAUGGAGAUGGAGAUGGAACAGGUCUUUGAGAUGAAGGUCAAGGAGAAGGUCCAGAAGCUGAGAGACUCAGAAGCAGAGCUGCAACGGCGUCACGAGCAGAUGAAAAAGAACCUGGAAGCGCAGCACAAAGAGCUGGAGGAGAAGAGACGCCAGUUCGAGGAGGAGCGGGCAAACUGGGAGAGCCAGCAGCGCUUUCUAGAGCAGCAGAAACUGGACGCCUCUAGGACCUUGGAAAAAAACAAGAAGAAAGGAAAGAUAUUUUAAAACGCGACUGCAGGACGACCAGGUUGCUCAUCGCCGUUCUCCCCAGUCCAGAUGUCUGUGUAGCUCUCUGACAGUGCUGCACGUGCGUGCUACUCGGUUAUGCCAGAGUACUGCGAGAGGCACACAAACAGCUGGACAUGCGGUCCCUCAGCAAUCCAAACCCUUAUUAAUGUGUGUACAUAUAUAUACAAAAUCCUAUACUCCUUUUUUUUUUUUUUUUUUUUUCUUUUUUUUAAUUAAAGCAUUUAACAGCAAAUGUCCACAGAUGUGUAGUGAUUCAACAGCCACCUUUUUGGUUGUUUUUGUUGCCAAUCUCUCUAGCUUUUUUUGAGGUCAGAAAAAGACUCUGCAUAACGGGGUUAUACCUCUUUGUUGUCGAUAUUCGUGACUUGCGCAUCUUGCAUGGAAGAAUGAGCAGAACUCUGCUACUCCUAAAGUGUAGUGUGUGUGUGUGUGUGUGUGUGUGUGUGUGUGUGUGUGUGUGUGUGUGUGUGUGUGUGUGUGUGUGUGUG
Messenger RNA from Electrophorus electricus (electric eel), 1898 nucleotides. It is a transcript of the gene septin7b, whose product is annotated as septin 7b. Gene Ontology annotation, molecular function: GTP binding. NCBI's taxonomy places the organism in Eukaryota, Metazoa, Chordata, Actinopteri, Gymnotiformes, Gymnotidae. Gene Ontology annotation, cellular component: septin complex. The record is from RefSeq and is a predicted model, not a curated record.